GAAACAGAAUCUAAUAGUCAAAACACGUCAAUGCUUAAUUCAAGAGGCAAUAAUCGUAACCAAGAUAACUUUAUUUCUUCAAAUAGAAUAGCAUCUUCAAGGUUGAUGCCAAUACCUGAUUCAAGAGAAGAUAGUUUAAUUCCUUACAGAUCAAUGCUAGCUCUAGAAUCAAGAAAUGGAAUUGAUUUAAACAGAGCAUCAGAAACAGUUUCAGAUUCAAGAGCGAAUAGUCAAUUCGACUAUGUUUCUUUAAAUAAUACUUCAUGGUCUAGACCAAUAUCACCUUUAAGAUCAAGAAAUAAUACAAUGAAUAUUCUGAGGAAUGAUACUCAUAAUGCAGAGACUAACUCAAUCUAUCACUUUGAUAUGACCAAUAAACUAGCAAAUCAUAUGCAUUUGUUAAUACAAAUGCAAAUCGUAAAAGGAUUGCAAUUUAUAUCUUCUAACUUUUCUGGACUAAAUACUAUGCCAAGUCAAGAAAAUAAAACAAAG
Messenger RNA from Racocetra persica, 492 nucleotides. NCBI's taxonomy places the organism in Eukaryota, Fungi, Glomeromycota, Glomeromycetes, Diversisporales, Gigasporaceae. The record is from the annotation of a GenBank genome assembly.